AUGACGGCCGGACUCAAGACCAUUAUUGCGCUCUCCUUCGUCCUUGCUAUUGGCUUCCUUCUUGUCAUUCUCUCUUCUGCCCUGUGGCACAACUUCCUACCAUUGAUUGUCGUUGCAACCUACGUUGUUGCGCCCCUACCCAACUGGAUCUGUUCGCGAUGUGCCAAUCCGGAUGAUUUCAUGGACAGUUCUGGCAAUGCAGCUGCCGAUUUUGGUCGUUUCUUGACGGGCUUCCUAGUUCUGAUGGGAAUCGCCCUUCCCGCAGUGUUGGCACAUAGCGGAGCCAUCGAGGUUCCUGCGAUGAUCAUGUCUAUUCUUGGGGGUCUUUUGAUUUAUGGAACGAUCAUCAGUUUCUCAAUGUUUUUCCAAGAACAGGAGGAGUUUUAA
Molecule: messenger RNA, 387 nt
Organism: Aspergillus tanneri
Lineage: Eukaryota; Fungi; Ascomycota; Eurotiomycetes; Eurotiales; Aspergillaceae
Gene: VPS55
Product: Vps55 family protein
Exons: 3
Coding region: 1-387 (128 amino acids)
Biological process (GO): late endosome to vacuole transport via multivesicular body sorting pathway
Cellular component (GO): endosome; Vps55/Vps68 complex
Source: RefSeq, a predicted model, not a curated record